Messenger RNA from Acanthoscelides obtectus, 333 nucleotides. Lineage: Eukaryota; Metazoa; Arthropoda; Insecta; Coleoptera; Chrysomelidae. The record is from the annotation of a GenBank genome assembly.
AUGGCAUCAGUACCUCAGAUGCGAUACUUAAGCUUACAAGAACCAUUCAAAAAUCUUGAUCAAGGAAUGAAAGGCAUUGCGGCCUUCCUAGACCUUGCAAAGGCAUUUGACACAGUGCCUCAUGAGUCCCUUCUAGACGUCCUCGAUGUUUAUGGGAUCAAGGGUGUUGUGUCGGAGGUUUUUGCGAGUUACUUGACAGGUAGAAUACCGAUGACUAAAAUCGGAAACGUAUCAGUGACUCGUCAGAAUAAAAUGGGCAUACCACAGGGCACCGUUAUUGGGCCAUUACUAUUUAUAUUAUAUGGGCUGUCCAAAACGGACUCAGGAAAGUAA